UUGAAUUUGCUGCGCCAUCAAAAAGCAGGAAGUGAAUCUGCUCUCUCGCGAACUUGUUUUUCGUCUCCCAUCGAGUGAUUCCUUUUUAAUUUAAACAUAAAAUAGGAAGCUCGAAAUGACGCGUGCGUGCCUAAGACAUGUUUUGAAUUUUCUCAGCAUAGGCCUGGUUCUUUCUUGCGGCUGGAAGCCUUUACCAGACGAUGUUUGGCAAGUCCCGUCCUUCGAAGCCGGAGCUCAUCAGGUGGCCGAGUUCGAUAUCCCCGACCCGGAGGCCUGCCGGCAGAGAUGUUGCUCGAACGCCCUUUGCUCCGUGGCUCUUCUGGGCUACCCGGCGGACACCACGGCCAAGUGCAUCCUGAUGGGGUGCAUGGGCGGGUGUCAGCUGCUGCCCAGCUCUCAGUUUGAGGUGGUCGGAGUGAAGCAGCCGCCGAUUGCCGUGCCACUUGAUGGGAACUCGCCACCUGUCAGAAGGCUUGCCGAGGCAUCGGAGCCCUCCAAAAAUACCACAAUUGCCUGUCACCAGCCCAUGAAAGUGGGCUCGUGUCGCGCUGCCUUCCCCCAAUUCUACUACGACAUCGUCAACCAGACGUGCCGCAGCUUUACGUAUGGCGGCUGCGAAGCCAACGGCAACAACUUCGACAGCCUCGAGGACUGCGAGGCCACUUGUAAUGGAGUCACAGGAUCCGUUCUUCCCGACGAGUCGGCAGCGACGACAUCUGACGAUUCGGCGAAAUCAGUUCGAAUGGCUCAGAUCCCUUCUCUAAAUGCCCUGACGUACGAAGAUGAUGAUGUCGAAGAUAAAGUGAUCUCUGCUGAAGAAUAUUCUGAGCGUUGCGAGGCGGAGCCGAUGGUGGGUCCGUGCAGAGCUGCAUUCCGCCACUGGUACUACGACAGCCAGCAACGCCAGUGCAAGGCUUUCCUUUACGGAGGCUGCAAAGGCAACCAGAACAACUACAAGAGCCAAAAGAGCUGCUUGGAUGCGUGCCACGUGAGUGUUGUCCCCGCCCCCAAGAAGCUUUUGUCACCUGACUCAUCCUCAGAUGUCGAAGAGGAAUGCUUGUCGUCUCCCGACUCGGGUCCUUGCCGCGCCGCCUUCCCCAAGUUCUACUACGACCCGUCCACCGACAGCUGUCAAUCAUUUAUCUACGGAGGUUGCCGUGGCAAUAAAAACCGCUACAGCAGCGCUGAGGAGUGUCAGACCCGAUGCAGUGGCGCCGCAGAUGGUUUCUUGGCAGGUCGUGAAAAAUCACGCAGUCGCUGGACCGCAGCCUUUUUUGUUCUCUUGACUCUGGCGGCCAUUUGCACUUUGCUGGUGUCCGCCCUGGUGGUGACCGUGCUGAGACGUCUGCGCGUGAGCCGCAGAGCCUCUAUCGUCAGUGACAAGGAGGAACUGCUUCCAGAUGUGCGUUCAUCUUUCGAGUCUCUGAACGUCCCGACCUUGCCAACCAUUCGCAAAGCCUGAAACGUUUGCGGUAAUCACUUUAUUAGGUACAUCCUAAUGCAAACUACAUAUUGAAAUUUAAAAUUAAACAUGAAUUGUUUGUAUUGGAUUGUAUUAGGUGAUGUAGCUAAUAAAUUGAGUUUGAGGUGAUUGUCUACUUCCUACUUCCAGCACAAAGGUUAAUUGUCGGAUUAUUUUUUUUGUCAUUUAUUUUUCAAACGUUGAUUAGUAUGUGUACCACUUGUGGGCUUUUAAUGUUAUUGCUAUUGAGCAGUAAGCUGCCUUAGUCACCUUAGAUUCCAAAUAUUUAAUCAUUCUUAUCGCAACCUUUAAUUGAAUACUUUGGGCAUGGAUUUGUCAUUUGUAUGGGACAACUUGUCAAAGUUUUAGUUGCAUAUUUUUAUUUAAUCACAUUUUUAAAGGUCAAAUUACACAAUUUUGUCAGAUUUUCAGGCUGAGUGUAAAAUUUCAAUUUUCUGUUCAUGAAAUCAUCAAUAAACUUAACUAUGAUUUCGA
Syngnathus acus (greater pipefish) is the source of this 1957-nucleotide messenger RNA. RefSeq names its product serine peptidase inhibitor, Kunitz type, 2 (gene spint2). Bases 116 to 1462 code for a protein of 448 amino acids. Lineage: Eukaryota; Metazoa; Chordata; Actinopteri; Syngnathiformes; Syngnathidae. The record is from RefSeq and is a predicted model, not a curated record. The transcript has 11 exons. Gene Ontology annotation, molecular function: serine-type endopeptidase inhibitor activity.